Messenger RNA from Lutra lutra (Eurasian river otter), 3506 nucleotides. It is a transcript of the gene TMC7, whose product is annotated as transmembrane channel like 7. Gene Ontology annotation, cellular component: plasma membrane. The transcript is spliced from 16 exons. Bases 216 to 2402 code for a protein of 728 amino acids. Gene Ontology annotation, molecular function: mechanosensitive monoatomic ion channel activity. Lineage: Eukaryota; Metazoa; Chordata; Mammalia; Carnivora; Mustelidae. The record is from RefSeq and is a predicted model, not a curated record.
CCGCCCGCCGCCGGCACUUCCACCCCCACUCUGGGCUCCGGGUGGUCCCGCGGCGGCGGCGCGCGGGGAAAAGGGCCGUCUCGGCGCCGCGCCCCGCCCCGGCCUCUGUGACGUCCGCGCCGGAACCUGGAAUUCGGCUCCGGGAGCUGGCGGCGGCGGAGGUGGUAGCGGCCGGAGCGGGUCUGCGGCGGCUGUCCGGGGCGCGAGGCGCAGCCAUGAGCGAGUCCAGUGCCAGUGCGCUCCCGCCAGGCAGGCGCAGCAGGCAGACCUUCAUCCACCCAGAGAACCUCUCUGUGGACUCCAGUGGCUUUUCUCCUCCACCUGUUAAUUUCCUUCAAGAAUUGCCAAGCUAUCGGUCCAUUGCACGCAGGAGGACAACCCUUCUUUCCCGAGACAAGCAAAGUGGCACUUUGCUGAAGCCAACAGACUCUUACAGCUCUCAGCUGGAGGGAGGAAUCACUGAAAACCUCGAUAGCCAGUCGAUUCGGAAGUAUGCACUGAACAUCUCUGAGAAGCGGAGGCUAAGGAACAUUCAGGAGACCCAAAUGAAGUAUUUAUCUGAGUGGGACCAGUGGAAACGGUAUAGCAGCAAGUCUUGGAAGAGGUUCAUAGGGAAGGCUCAUGAGAUGACCACCCACCUGGAGCUGUGGCGGGAGGACAUUCGCAGCAUAGAAGGGAAAUUUGGCACUGGGAUUCAGUCCUAUUUCUCCUUCUUGCGGUUUCUGGUGUUGCUGAAUUUGGUGAUAUUUCUGAUCAUCUUUAUGCUGGUUUUGCUCCCAGUCUUGCUCACCAAAUACAACAUCACCAACAGCACUUUCGUGCUCAUUCCAUCCAAAGACACGGAUGUUCAGUGCACCAUAUAUCCAAUAAGUAGCUCUGGACUCAUAUACUUUUAUAGUUAUGUCAUAGACUUGCUCUCCGGCACGGGUUUCUUGGAGGAGACCUGCCUCUUUUAUGGACAUUACACCAUUGAUGGAGUGAAAUUUCACAACUUCACCUAUGAUCUGCCCCUGGCUUAUUUAUUAAGCACAAUUGCCUACCUGGCCCUGAGCCUUCUUUGGAUAGUGAAAAGGUCGGUGGAAGGAUUCAAAAUCAACCUGAUCCGGAGUGAGGAGCACUUCCAGAGUUACUGCAACAAGAUCUUUGCCGGCUGGGACUUCUGCAUCACCAACCGCAGUAUGGCGGACCUGAAGCACAGUAGCCUGCGGUAUGAGCUCCGAGCCGAUCUCGAGGAAGAAAGAAUUCGGCAGAAGAUAGCAGAAAGGACAUCAGAAGAGACCAUACGGAUUUACUCUCUGAGACUGUUUUUGAACUGUAUUGUUCUAGCCGUUUUAGCCGCAUGCUUUUAUGCAAUCUAUAGAGCGACAAUAUUCUCACAAGAGCACAUGAAAAAAGAAAUUGACAAGAUGGUUUUUGGAGAGAACCUUUUGAUACUGUACCUGCCUUCUAUUGUGAUCACGUUGGCCAAUUUUAUCACCCCAAUGAUCUUUGCCAAGAUCAUCCACUAUGAGGAUUAUUCUCCAGGCUUUGAGAUCCGGCUGACAAUCCUUAGGUGUGUCUUUAUGCGGCUGGCUACCAUCUGUGUGCUGGUGUUCACCCUGGGCUCCAAGAUUACAUCCUGUGAUAACUACUCCUGUGAGCUGUGUGGCUACAACCAGAAACUCUACCCGUGCUGGGAGACCCAGGUUGGGCAGGAAAUGUACAAGCUGAUGAUCUUUGACCUCAUCAUCAUCUUGGCUGUGACGGUUUUUGUGGAUUUUCCCAGAAAGCUCCUGGUGACCUAUUGUUCUUCUUGGAAGCUGAUUCAGUGCUGGGGACAACAGGAAUUUGCCAUUCCUGAUAACGUCCUGGGGAUCGUCUAUGGGCAAACCAUUUGCUGGAUUGGAGCCUUUUUCUCACCUCUUCUCCCUGCCAUUGCAACCUUGAAGUUCAUUAUCAUCUUUUAUGUGAAAGAGAUGAGUCUUCUUCAUACCUGCCGACCCUCCCCCAGGCAGUUCAGAGCCUCCAAUUCUAAUUUCUUCUUCUUGUUGGUGUUGUUGAUUGGGUUGUGUUUGGCCAUAAUACCUCUGACAAUCAGCAUGGCACGCAUCCCUUCCUCGAAAGCCUGUGGGCCGUUCACCAACUUCAACACCACGUGGGAGGUGGUCCCCAAGACAGUGAGCACCUUUCCCAGCUCUCUGCAGUCCCUGGUCUAUGGCGUCACAUCGGAAGCCUUCGCAGUGCCUUUCUUCAUGAUAAUCUGCCUCAUCAUGUUUUACUUCAUCGCCCUGGCCGGAGCGCACAAGCGGGUGGUGGUCCAGCUCCGAGAGCAGCUGUCCCUGGAAAGUCGUGACAAGCGUUACCUGAUCCAGAAACUAACAGAAGCCCAGAAGGAUAUGAAGAACCGACUGGAUGGGCAAUGAGGAUCCUGCUCGUUAAGCUGACCUUGUGACCAGCCGAGCCUACACAGUCCACCUGGGUUUGGAGCAGAACUUGUAAAAUAUAUUUUUCUGGAGUUCAGGUCUUUCCUGCAGGCAGCUCUCUUCAUGCGGGUGCCGUGGCAUUGUUUUUGGUGACCGGCCCCUGUGGAAGGCUUUCGUGACUUAGAAAAAGCAGCCUGGUUUGAACCCAAGUGUUUGCCUGUAGACCAACGGCUUAGUGACUCUCCCCUAAAACUGACUUAAGCCGUUUAAGCUGUCAGGACAAAAACUGAGGAGGAGAGCCCUUUUAUAUUUUUCAAAAAGCUCAUUUGUGUGGUCUUUUAUGGUUCACUGUGGCGGUCACCCAGUUAUGAAGCUGCGCUAGUUCCUUUGCAGCCAGGUUCUGGGGGUUUAGGCUGAGAAGCGUUCCUUCAGAAGUAGUAACCCUUCAGACUUAAAAUGAGACCCGAUUUUUUUUUUUCCCAUAAAGAGAAAUCCUCGAAUUGUGGGAUGUUUGGAACAGAGGGUGGAAACAUGGAGAGGAUGGGUAUGUGAUCCCAGCUACCUGGUAGUUAUAUGAGAGAGAAAAGCCAUUCCUGCUGCGUCAGUAAGCAGUGUCUGAAGAGCCUGGAUGAAGCUUUAGGAGGAGGGGAAUGGCUGCAGGUCGAGGACCUUGACGUCUUAGCUCCCGGGGCAUUUUGCUACAGCCUUCGUACUCUGGGGGAAGCUGCUUCUACGGUGCUGGGUCCGUCCUGGUCCUGAGUUCUGAGACUUAGCAGAGGGCCCUGGGUCAUCAAAACUAAGAGGCAAAGUUUGUCUUUCAAGUCUUCCAAAAUGCCAUUUCCCUUGCUGCACUGAGGUCCCCAUCUCUGAAGGACACUACACGCUUCAGAGCCAGGCUGAAAAGGGCGGGUGGGGACGUGCACGGAGCACAGGGUUUAUGUGCAGGAGCGCCGGAGGGCUGUGGGUUGCAGCCUCAGACCAGCCUGUGCCAGUGACCCGGAGUACACUGAAUGCUGGCAUCUUCAAGGCACAUAGCCAUAUUUUAAGGGCUCUUUUAUAUUUUACAAAAUAUGCAGAGUAUUGCUUCAGGGAUUCUAUUACAGG